Molecule: messenger RNA, 6237 nt
Organism: Penicillium paradoxum
Lineage: Eukaryota; Fungi; Ascomycota; Eurotiomycetes; Eurotiales; Aspergillaceae
Gene: sidD
Product: nonribosomal peptide synthase SidD
Exons: 2
Coding region: 1-6237 (2078 amino acids)
Biological process (GO): secondary metabolite biosynthetic process; amino acid activation for nonribosomal peptide biosynthetic process
Cellular component (GO): cytoplasm
Molecular function (GO): catalytic activity; phosphopantetheine binding
Source: RefSeq, a predicted model, not a curated record
AUGGGCUUCAUUCCUCUCGAAGAGGCCACUUUCUGCCAUGAGCCCACAAACGAAGUUGAAAAAGUGCCGACAGAUGCGAACGGUACUGGCUUUAGCUCUUUCCAGAUUGCGGAGCUUGCUUCUGAAAAGAUCGCUUCUCCGACUGGCAUGAAAGAAGAGAUCCUGUUAUUGUCUUGGCUCAUGGUGCUUCUGCGCAGCCGGGAAGAUAGCCAAGUAUCUUACGACUGGUCUUACAACGACCGCCAAAAUGGCGCUGAGCCGGAAUCAGUGAACAAAUUAUCGAUGAACGAAGUAAUGAAUGGAUUGCAAAGUAAUGUCGCCGAAGUUGCGACUGCAAUCUCUCGAAAUAUCCCCACAGGGCCGACGAGUCCUGCAUCGCUCUUCUUGAGCACCAGUUCUCUUUCGCGAACAUCGGAAGAAGCUAAGGAAGAGGGUAUACUUCAUCUGGAAGUUCGUUUUAACAAUGCCAACCUCGAAAUCCGCCCAGUGUGGCACACCGAGAACAUGUUGCCGUAUACAGUGAACCACCACGUUGAGGCGUUGGCCGAUACUUUCAGCGUGUGCCUCACAAGUUUCGAUGCGACUAUUGAACAAUGCCUUCGGCCGACCGCAAGUGAUCUGAACGAUAUAUGGGGAUGGAAUCAUGAAUUACCCCCCACCUACAACUUUUGCAUGCAAGAAAUGGUCGCCGAUAGAGCUCGCGAGUACCCAGAGAAAGUCGCCAUUGACUCAUGGGACGGCAGCCUGACAUAUAGCCAAAUCGACCAAUGGUCGACUUCCGUGGCGCUCUCGCUCCGGGAAAAGGGAGUCGAACUACACGAUGUGAUCCCCGUGUGUUUCGAGAAGUCCAGAUGGACGAUUGUCGCCGUGCUUGGAGUGAUGAAAGCGGGCGCAACCCUUGCCCUCAUGGAUCCAACUCUUCCUCUUGCCCGUCUUCAAAAUAUGGCCGUACAAGUCGGCGCAAAGGCCAUGGUUUCGUCUCGCAAACAGUAUGAGUUGUCGAUGACGAUCAUGCCGACUGGAGAGCACUUCGUCGUUGAAGAAGAAGCUUUCGCAAACCUAUCCGACAUUCCAUCAAUCUCCGACUUGCCCGCCGUUCCAUCCUCCGCCCUUAUGUACAUCAUCUUCACCUCCGGCAGCACAGGCACUCCCAAAGGAGUGAAGAUCUCUCACGAAACCUAUACAAGCAGUGCUAUCCCUCGAGCAAAAGCAGUUGGAUACACACCCGAAUCCAGAGUUCUCGACUUUGCAUCCUACGCGUUCGACGUCAGCAUUGACAGUAUGCUUUUGACACUCGGAAACGGCGGCUGCCUUUGCAUUCCCUCUGAUGAGGAUCGACUGAACGACAUCAACGAAGUUAUCCGAAAAAUGCGGAUUAACUAUGCAGGUCUGACUCCAUCUGUGGGCCGCAUCUUGGAUGCGGAUGUUAUUGCAUCUCUCAGCGGUCUUGGUCUCGGAGGAGAGGCAGUCUCGGCAAGAGACGCUAACCACUGGGGCAAAGAAACCAGGAUUAUCAUUGGUUAUGGCCCCUGUGAAUGCACAAUUGGAUGCACAGUCAAUUCUAGCGCUGCUACUGGCCGGGAUUACCUCUCCAUUGGUCCAGGCAACGGAGCUGCUAUGUGGAUUGCCAACCCAAAUGAUCAUAAUGAGCUUGUUCCCGUCGGCGCUGUCGGUGAGCUGCUCGUCGAGGGCCCAAUUGUCGGACAGGGCUAUCUGAAUGACCCCGAGAAGACUGCUGCUUCUUUCAUUAAUGACCCACCCUGGUUGCUCGCAGGCCACAAAAACUACGCUGGUCGUCAGGGCCGUCUUUACAAGACUGGAGAUCUUGGAAGAUACGACCCUGACGGCCUUGGAGGUAUCGUUUUCGUCGGACGAAAGGAUACCCAAGUCAAACUGCGUGGACAGCGUGUCGAAUUGGGUGAAAUUGAAAGUCAGCUCAAGGCUGUCCUGCCUUCAGAAGCCAACGUCAUUGCUGAAGUGAUCAAGCCCAAGGACUAUGGAGGUCAACCGAUGCUCGUCGCUUUCGUGGCUUUCCAGCCCAAGGCUCAUGGACAGGUUGAGCUUGCAUUAGAUGAGCUUUCAAGUGAGCUCAGUGACACAUUGACCAAUGCCAAUGCGGAGGUGUCCAAAACCCUACCGCGAUACAUGGUGCCGACCACAUACAUCCCGGUCAAUGUUGUUCCAGUGUUGAUCUCAGGCAAGACCGAUCGCAAACAACUCCGAGCAUUUGGAGCGGAAAUUGAUUUGCGCCAGUUGGACCAAGCUGCCGCGAGCACCGCUUCUCGGGAACUCACCGAGGUUGAACAACGUCUGCGACAAGCUUGGGCUGAGACACUCAAGCUUGAAGCAGAGGCCAUUCGCCCCGAUGACAACUUCUUUGCGCUCGGUGGUGACUCGUUGGCAGCGAUGAGACUCGUGUCUGUCUGCAGAACGCAAGACCUUGAUCUUUCUGUGAUUGCUACAUUCGGAAACCCUACCCUCUCGGCGAUGGCCACCAUUGUCAAGCCUUGCAGCUCCGAAGCACAGGAGGAGAUCGCACCCUUUUCUCUGAUCUCUCAAUCCGCCGAUAGUGCCCGUCUUGAAGCAGCACAAGCUUGUGGACUGGAACAAGCAGAUGUGGAAGAUAUCUACCUUUGCACGCCCACUCAAGAGUCAUUGUUCACCUUCUCGCUCAAAUCAACUAAGGCGUACAUUGCCCAGCGAGUUGCGUGUAUUCCCGCACAUAUCAGCCUCGAUGCAUGGAGGAAGGCAUGGGAAGAUGUUGUUGCAGCAAGCCCUAUCCUUCGCUCUCGCUUGGCACCGCUCCAAGACCCUGGUCUUCAGCAAAUUGUGCUGAAGGAAGGUAUCUCUUGGAGAUACUCUACCAAUCUGGAAAAGUAUCUUGAGAACGACCGAAAUGAGCGGAUGAACCUUGGUCAAAGCCUCGCUCGCUACGGUCUUGUCAGCAACCCGAAUGAUGACAAGCGAUACAUGAUCUGGACCGUCCACCACGUUCUCUACGACGGAUGGUCAGAGCCAAUCGUUCUCAAGCAAGUCAGCGAUGCCUUGCAAAACCAAUCUAUUGAGAUCCAAACACAGAUGCGGAACUUUGUCAAAUACGUUCGUGAUACAGACGAGACUGCCAUGCACGAUUUCUGGAGACGGGAGUUAAAGGGCGCCGUUGGGCCUCAGUUCCCCCGUUUGCCUUCUCGCGACUUCAUGCCAACUCCUAAUGCCCUGAUUGAGCAUCAAAUUUCCCUCGAGGCAGGUGCCGGAUCACCUUUCACGAUGGCGACAUUGGUCCGAGGUGCCUGGGCUCUCGUCGCUUCCCAAUACACCGGAAGCGACGAUGUUGUCUUUGGUGAGACACUCACCGGUCGUGACAUUCCCCUGCCAGGCGUUGAGAGUAUUGUCGGACCAUUGAUCGCAACAAUCCCCAUCCGCAUUCAAGUCCGCCGAUCCAGCUCAGUCGAAGACUAUCUUCAGACGGUACAGCAAGCCAUCUUGGCGCGCACACCCUACCAGCACAUGGGAAUGCAGAACAUUAGAAAGGUCAGCCAGGACGCCCAGUACGCAUGCGAAGCCGGCACUGGUCUAGUCAUCCAGCCAGAUCCCGAGUACGUGGGCAGCGAGCUUGGAUUCGAACUCGGCGACGUUGUCCGUGAAGCGCUUCACUUCAACCCCUACCCGCUCAUGGUGGCCUUUGGAAUCCGCAAGGGUGGCCUCCGGGUCUGCGCCAGUUUCGACAGCAGCCUGAUCGAGGGUUCACAGAUGCAACGAAUUCUCGCGCAGUUGGAAACCGCUUGCAUGCAGUUAUCCAAGGGUCUUGAUAAGCGCAUUGAUGAGAUUUCUUGUCUUCCUGCGGCUGAAAUAGACCAAAUCUGGCAGUGGAACCAACCUCCUCCUCUUUCUGUGGAAGAGUUGACUGGUAACCUUCGAGCCCAUGCGAGCACCAAACAGGGAUCUGUCUAUCCUCGCACUGUGAUUCCCUGGGUGUGUAAUCCUCGCAACCCGAGUCUGUUGUCGCCGAUUGGCAGUGUUGGUGAGCUCUGGCUUGAAGGAGCUUGCCUUUCUGGGGAGAUUGUUGAGUCUCCUGCUUGGCUCGUGGCCGGAAGCUCUGGAUGUGCUGGCCGAUCAGGAAAGGUUCAACCAACGGGUGACAUGGUUCAGCUCCAGGAUGAUGGCAGUCUGAUAUUUGUUGGCCGAAAGGAAAACGUCGUGCCACUUCAAGGACAUGCAGUGGAUAUUGCAGAUCUUGAGUCGCACUUCGAGAAACACCUUCCGUCAACAAUCCGUGCCGCAGCAUCUGUGUUCCAGCCAUCCAGAGAAGGUAGCCAGAAAGUUACAGAGCAAGAGCUGGCUGUCUUCAUUGAGAACCAGCCUUCUGAGGAAGACAGUAUCAGAGUUAUGCCUGCGAAAUACGAGAUGGCUGACCACGAUAGCACCAUCUGUGACACUAUCUCUGUCACCCUGGCUGUCGCGUUGAAGAAGCUGGACAAAUACAUCCGAGACUCACUGCCAUCAUACAUGGCGCCCUCUGCAUAUGUUGUGGUCGACAAGUUGCCUGCUGGUCUGGAGGAACUUGAUCACUCCUCGCUCAACCAGUUGGCCUCGAAUAUUCCUUACAGUGUUCUCGAACAACUUCGUGGAGGUUUCAAGGAGGCAUGGACAAAGGGAUUGGCACAGACAGAUCUAUCUCCAGCAGAGAAGAUUCUACAAGCUGCUUGGGCGAACAUCCUCCGACUGGCCCCUGAGGAGAUCGAUGUUGAUGACAACUUCUUCCGCCUCGGAGGCGACUCUGUCCUGGCAAUGAAACUAGUGUCGGGUCUCCGCACCCAGGGACAUAGCCUGUCAGUGGCUGAUAUCUUCCAACACAUGCGUCUUGGUGAUGCAGCCAAGGUGCUGAAGGUGGACCAAGCAAAGGAAACCGUCCAGCCCUACAAGCCUUUCUCAUCGCUCAGCAACCUAGAUAUCAAGAUGUUCUUGACCUCGACUGUGCGGCCCAAACUCGCCAACCCAGGUUGGCCCAUCCAGGACGUGUCUCCGAUCACAGAUUCCCAGGCCCUUGAUAUCAGAGCAACCAUCGGAGCCCCACGCACUUCUGUUCAAUAUACCAUGAUGUACUUCGACCAGAGCAUCGAUCGCGAGCAACUGCUACGUGCAUGCAGUGACCUAGUCAAGACUCACGAUAUUCUGCGCACUGUGUUCAUCGAGAAUGAAUCAUCCUUCCUCCAGGUUGUUCUCGAGAACGCCCAAGUUCCCGUGGCCAUGCACCAGGCUGACAAGGAAAUUGAGCAAUACGUCACCGAGCUCUGCACAGCAGAAAUCGAGUCAAACUUCGAACUUGGCUCGCCAUUCUUCAAGAUCUUCCAUGUUCAACACGAGGAUGGAAAGCACUGCCUUGUGCUUGGUCUUUCGCACGCCCAGUAUGACGGCGUUUCCCUCCCUAGACUUCUCCAGGACUUGGAGACCUUGUACGCUGGAGGCAAGGUUGUCGACUUUGAGCCCUUCGCCACUUACAUAGCACGGGUUUCUGAUGGACGUCUUCAAACCCAGGCAGUCAACUACUGGAACAACCUGCUCAAGGGCUCAGCACUAUCCGUCCUUGACGGAGCCACAGUCCAACACACAGACAAAGCCAUCUUCCACGAAAAGGCCGUCGAAGACUUCCAGACCGUUCAGGAAAUCACCACUGCAAAUGUGCUCACCGCAGCCUGGGCACUGGUCCUCGCCCGUCGUCUUGGUAAGCCCGACGUGACAUUCGGCACAGUGACUUCAGGCCGAUCCCUCGACCUCGCAAACGUGGAGAACGUCAUGGGUCCAUGCUACCAACUCACUCCCGUCAGAGUUAAGUUCGAGUCCCAAUGGACAGCCAUGGAUCUACUACGUUUCGUGCAGAAGCAGAGUGCCGAAUCUGCCGCCCACGAUUUCCUCGGAUUCGAGAAGAUCUCCAAGCAGUGUGCCCAGUGGGUACCAGAGGCUCGAUCCUUUGACUCGAUCGUCCACCACCAGGACUGGGACGAUUUCGAUGAUAUGCCGUUUGCCGGGUCAUCUUGCAAGGUUGAUAUCUCGAAUCCCCAUGGUGAUGCUGCUUAUCCUAUGAAGGCUGUUUCGUUUGUGCGUGGUGGAAAGAUGCACGUUGGAUUUGUUGGAAGUGAGAGGGAUGCGACGUUUGUGGAUGCCACUCUUGAUGAAUUGGCUGCUGCUGUGAAGGAGUUGUCGGUUUGUGGAGCUGAGCCAUUGGUGCUUAAUGAAUGA